Messenger RNA from Lolium rigidum, 2929 nucleotides. RefSeq names its product transcription initiation factor IIF subunit alpha-like. Lineage: Eukaryota; Viridiplantae; Streptophyta; Magnoliopsida; Poales; Poaceae. The transcript has 15 exons. Gene Ontology annotation, molecular function: RNA polymerase II general transcription initiation factor activity; TFIIF-class transcription factor complex binding; DNA binding. Gene Ontology annotation, cellular component: nucleus; transcription factor TFIIF complex. The record is from RefSeq and is a predicted model, not a curated record. Gene Ontology annotation, biological process: positive regulation of transcription elongation by RNA polymerase II; transcription initiation at RNA polymerase II promoter. The coding region runs from base 1 to 2781 and encodes 926 amino acids.
AUGGCCCCCGGCACCGCUAGCCUGGUGCUGAAGCCGGCGUGCGACGCCUGCGGCAAGGCCUCCGACCUCUACGGCACGGCCUGCCGCCACGCCACCGUCUGCAGCUCCUGCGGCAAGGCCAUGGCGCAAGCCCGCACGCGCUGCGCCGUCUGCGCCGCCCCCGUCACCAACCUCAUCCGGGAGUACAAUGUGCGGGUGGAUACCACCGCGGAGAAGGCCGUCUGGAUAGGCAAGUUCGCCACCAGUUUACCGCCCUUCUCGGAGAAGAAGAUUGCGGGGAACCACUGGUCUCUUCGUAAGGAUGGCCCCGAAGGACGACAGCUUACUGCCACUAUGCGGGAGAAAUACUACAGCAGAAAGCCAUGGAUAUUGGAAGAUGGAACAGGGGAACAUCGGUACCAAAGCCAACUCGAGGCAUCACAGUCUGCUACCCCUACAUAUUAUUUGCUGAUGAUGCACGGCAAGGAGUUCCAUGCUGUUCCUGUUGGUUCCUGGUAUAACUUCAGUAAAAUCGCACAAUACAAACAGCUGACUUUGGAAGAAGCUGAAGAGAAGAUGAAAAGAAGGAGAAGCAGCACAACUGGGUAUGGACCAUGGAUGAUGAAGUUGGCUACACAUGGACCUGGUGCCUUUGGUUCCGAGUUCAAAAACCUUGAUGAAGCAAAUGACAAGGUCCGAUCCAAGAAAGAAAAUACGAACAAGGAUGGGUAUCACCCUGACAAAGGGGAGGAGGACGAAGAAGCCAGAGCUCCAAGGAGAAAUGCCCAUGGGCUUUCUACUAAGGGCGUGGAUGAUGAUGAGGAGGAAGAUGAGAUAGAAGACUUUGAUUUUGAUGCUGAAAUUGAGAUAGGUGAUGAUUGGGAGCAUGAAGAGGCCUUCAGUGAUGAUGAUGAGAAUCCUUAUGUUGACCCAGAGGUAAGACCUGAUUUAUCUGAUACUGAAAACCCUGCUCCACAAGAAAUUAAGCAGGAUGAUGACGAGGAUGAACAAGGAGUGGGUGGCCUGAGCAAGUCCGGUAAGGAACUUAUAAAACUUCUCCGUCGUGCUGAUGGACAAAGUGAAUCUGAUGACGAUGACCAAGAAGACACUAAUCAGGAAGAUGAGUCGCCAUCUCCAGUACUUGCUCCAAAACUGAAAGAUGAAUGCAAAUGUGAACCACAGGAAAACAACCCUGCUAAACUAACAACAACUGGACUUGCUAUUUACACUCCAGAUGCACCUAGCUCCAAUCGGAAAAGGGGAUCAGUGGGUGAUGAUUCAAAAACAUCUAAUGGUGCAGCGCUGAAGAAGCCAAAGAUUGAACCUGAAUCUAAGACAUUGGGUAUCAAGGAGCAGCCUGUUUUAAACAUAUUUCCUCUAGAUGGAUUUGACACAAACACAUCUACAGUAACAGAGGAGGAAAUCACAAGAGUACUUAUUGCGUUUGCUCCUGUGGCAAUGCAAGAUUUUGUCUCCAGAUUUAGGCCUAGACUCAGAACUCCAGAGGACAAGAAACAUUUUUCUGAAAUCGUGACGAAAAUAACAAGAGUGGGUAAGACCAAUGGCAGCAGCUACAUUUACCUUCGAGAGGCAUUUGCUACAGCAGGAAGUGACACAAACACAUCUACAGUAACAGAGGAGGAAAUCAGGAGAGUACUUUUUGCGAUUGCUCCUGUGGCACCGCAAGAUUUUGCCUCCAGAUUUAAUCUCAGACUCAGAACUCCAGAGGACAGGCAACAUUUUUCUGAAAUUGUGAAGAAAAUUGCCAAAGUGGAUAAGAUCAAAGGCAGCAGUUAUAUUUGCCGUCGAGAGGCAUUUGCUUCGGCAGGAAGUGACACUAACACAUCCACAGUAACAGAGGAGGAAAUCAGGAGAGUACUUAUUGAGACUGCUCCUGUGGCAAUACAUGAUUUUGUCUCCAGAUUUAGGCCUAGACUCAGAACUCCAGAGGAUGAUGAUGAGGAUGAACAAGGAGUGGGUAGCCUGAGCAAGUCCGGUAAGGAACUAAAAAAGCUGCUCCGUCCUGCGGAUGGACAAAGUGAAUCCGAUGACGAUGACCAAGAAGAUACUGAUCAGGAAGAUGAGUCACCAUCUCCAGUACUUGCUCCAAAACUGAAAGAUGAAUGCAAAUGUGAACCACAGGAAAACAACCCUGCUAAACUAACAGCAACUGGACUUGCUAUUUGCACUCCACAUGUACCUAGCUCCAAUCAGAAAAGAAGAUCAGGGGGUGAUGAUUCAAAAACAUCUAAUAGCCCAGCGCUGAAGAAGCCAAAGAAAGAACUUGAAACAAAGGCAUUGGGUGUCAAGGAGGAGCCACUCUCUUCAUUGCAACCUAUUUCAAAAGCAUUUGCUUCAGCAGGAAGUGUGACCAACACAUCUACAGUAACAGAGGAGGAAGUCAGGAGAGUACUUAUUGCGACUGCUCCUGUGGCAAUACAUGAUUUUGCCUCCAGAUUUAGGCCUAGACUCAGAACUCCAGAGGACAAGCAACAUUUUUUUAAAAUUGUGAAGAAAUUUGCCAAACUGGAUAAGACCAAAGGCAUCAGUUACAUUUGCCUUCGAGAGGCAUUUGCUUUGGCAGGAAGUGACACUAACAAAUCUACAAUAACAGAGGAGGAAAUCAUGAGAGUACUUAUUGCGAUUGCUCCUGUGGCACCGCGAGAUCUUGUCUCCAGAUUUAGGCCUAGAUUCAGAACUCCAGAGGAGAAGCAACAUUUUACUGAAAUUUUGAAGAAAAUUGCCAAAGUGGAUAGGACCAAAGGCAGCAGUUACAUUUGCCUUCGAGAGGAGUACAGAUAAACAGACAGUUAACGUACCUGUAUAUGCCAUUAUAUACCCUUCUAAACUUGAAUGCAUUACUUGUGAAAACUGAUGUAGAGUACGUCGGUGUAACUGGUUGCCUAUUCUUUUCAUGCCAGCUUCUAAUAACCACAAAGGAGUUUCGUUC